UGGAUGCCCGCCCCUAGCGCAGGAGCCGGUCCGGCCGCGGUGGCGAGUGCUCUUGCCUUCCUCUCUCCCUCCGCGGGGAACCAGCCGCUAGCCCGGCACGGCCGCGGAGGCGAGUCUUCGGGCCAGCUGAAGCCUAGAAGGCCCCGCACCGGCUCGUCGCGUGGGUGUCGCUGUGUCGUGUCCCCACUGUGGGAGGCGUCGCGCGUCCCCAUCUUUCCUGCGUGACUUUCGGGGGCUGGCCGGCGGCGUCUGGUCACCGGGAGCCUCGCCCGCACCUGGAAUGGAUAAAAGUGGCAGUUUUUGUUUCUUCCCAUGAGAUUGUGUAUCUGGAAUGAGAACCAUGAAAUUAAUCGAAACUAGGACAUUUCUAAGGACCUGGAAUGGCUUUGAGCAGCAACAGGAGGACCUCAAAGGAAUAUUUGAGAGCACAGAGCAAUAGAAGAGUUUUCUAAGAGAAGGAUUUAUGGGAAAGAAUUGAUCAGAAACACCAGUAUAGAAACCUUUUAGAUUUCUUCAGGCUGUGGAAAAAUUGAGUCUUGGUUCAAAUUAAGUAAAAUAUACACUGAAGAGAAAUAAAAGUUCAAACAUGAAAAGUAUGUUACUGAAAUCCCUAAGAUAAAUUUAGGAAAACAAAUGAAGACAGAUCUUUUAAAUUUUGAAAGUAUGGUAAAAUAUUUGUAAAAUUUUGGGGCUCAUUUCUAAGAAUUGCCAUGAUUCUGAAACUUGUUAAUAUUUCAAAUAGAGAAUAGUUUCAGUGAAAAAUGACACUCAAGAAUACAUCACAUUUACCCAAGGAAGAAGAUUUAAGAGUGGAAAAAUGCCACUAACAAAUAUAUUAAAUUGUUUAUGUACUUAGAAAUUACCUUAGCAAAUAUAAGAGGCACUCAGGUUAAAGCUUAGUCUGUGAGAAUGCUAUAGUGAAUGCAGUAAAAGUUGGAUUUCAUUCAUAUGUACAACAGAAACUACUUUCUUUUCAAGAUUCUAUAUGACUGUUCCCAAAUUCCAGCCCUCCAGACACCCCAAUUCAGUGUCCUUGCAGCUUGUAGUCUUUAUCCAGGUAGAUGAACUGCUACCCAGUGAACAAACACUACAUACAGAGCAAUAUGAGUACCAUUUUUUUUCUGGCAGUGUGGUAAAAUCAGGUCUUCUUGGAAGGAGAGAAGCCAUACAUCUCUGCUAUACAAGGUUACUCUGUUCUUGCCUUUAAGUCGUUUACACUCCCUUCUUUUCACCCAUCACUUUUUAUUGAGACUAAUCCUACCUUGGACUCUUCUUGUGGGCACAUCUCACUGAAUGCCUCUUCUCUUCAUUUUGUCUCUUUUCCUCUAUAGUUAGGGAAAAUGUGCAGGUAUCUCUGUCAUUCCUGACUGGGGCUGCUAUAUUUGUCAAGGGAGAAGAGAAGGAGCAGGGAGAUUCCGAAAACUGAUCAUUCAUGUCUUUCAGUAGUAACAGCCAGACAGGACUUUGGCAAUGGCAACUUUCUGAGUACGUAAGACCUUUACCUCCAGACUAGCUCUUCAGUACUGAUAAUCCCUUUCAACCUAUUAGCCACCAGUACAAAUCCCUGUGCCUUCUGGGGCUUUGAGCUAGUUUUUUGUUUUUUAAAACAUUUUUUUCCAAUACAGUAAGGGUUUUUCCUUUGUUUUCUCCUGUUGGUUAUUCAAAAUCAUUCAGUAUGAAUAAGAGAGGGAAAUACACAACACUGAAUUUGGAGGAGAAAAUGAAGGUUCUAAGUAGGAUUGAAGCUGGACGAUCACUUAAAAGUGUAAUGGAUGAAUUUGGAAUCAGUAAAUCAACAUUUUAUGACAUUAAAAAGAAUAAGAAAUUGAUUUUGGACUUCGUACUGAAGCAGGACAUGCCAUUAGUAGGGGCUGAGAAGAGAAAGAGGACAACGGGAGCCAAAUAUGGCGAUGUAGAUGAUGCAGUCUACAUGUGGUACCAACAGAAACGCUCAGCUGGUGUCCCUGUUAGAGGCGUGGAGCUUCAGGCUGCUGCCGAGAGAUUUGCACAGUGUUUUGGGCGAACAGACUUCAAAGCAAGCACUGGUUGGCUUUUCAGAUUUCGAAACAGGCAUGCAAUUGGGAACCGAAAAGUAUGUGGCGAACAAGUCCUAAGUUCAGCUUCUGAAAAUGUUGAGCCAUUUCGACAAAAACUGUCCAUGAUAAUCAAAGAAGAGAAACUGCGUCUGGCUCAGCUAUACAGUGGGGAUGAGACUGACCUCUUUUGGAAGUCAAUGCCAGAAAAUACUCAGGCAAGUAGAAAAGAUAUCUGCCUGCCAGGGAAGAAAAUAAACAAAGAACGGUUGUCUGCCCUUUUAUGUGCAAAUGCAGAUGGAACUCAUAAGUUAAAAUCAAUCAUUAUUGGAAAAUCAAACCUCCCCAAAAGUGUGAAAGAGGAAACAAGUACAUUACCAGUGAUAUAUAAAUCUAGUAAAGAUGUUUGGUUCACCAGAGAAUUGUUUUCAGAAUGGUUUUUUCAAAACUUUGUACCUGAGGUCCGGCAUUUCCAGCUUAAUGUUCUAAGAUUCCAUGAAGAGGAUGUCAGGGCCUUGUUACUUCUGGACAAUUCCCCAGCUCACCCUUCCCCUGAAUCACUAAUUAGUGAGGAUGGUCGGAUAAAAUGCAUGUUCUUUCCCCAUAACACUUCAACCUUGAUUCAACCAAUGAAUCAAGGUGUGAUCUUGAGCUGCAAACGACUUUAUAGAUGGAAGCAACUUGAAGAGAGUCUUGUAAUUUUUGAAGAAAGUGAGGAUGAGCAAGAUAAAGGAGAAAAAGGAGUUUCUAAAAUUAAAAUCUACAAUGUAAAAAGUGCAAUUUUUAACUGGGCAAAAAGCUGGGAUGAAAUAAAACAAAUAACCAUAGCAAAUGCAUGGGAAAAUCUUCUUUGCAAAAAGGAACCAGAAUAUGAUCUUCAAGGCCUAGAAGAUGGGGAUUAUAGAGAAAUUCUUGAAAAAUGUGGAGAAUUAGAAACCAAGCUGGAUGAUGAUAGGAUGUGGUUAAAUGGAGAUGAUAAAGAAAAGGGGUGUCCCCCAGAAACAAAAGGUGGGAUUACCAAAGUUGUUCUAAAAGGAGGAGCUGAGAAGCAGACUGAAUUUAAAUUAUCUUCUGUUAGAGAAAGUUUGGACUACCUUCUUGAUUUUGUUGAUGCCACACCUGAAUUUCAAAGGUUCCAUUUCACACUGAAAGAGAUGCAACAAGAAAUAGUGAAGAAACAAUUCCAGAGUAGAACCCAUUCAAGAAUUGGUAGCUUUUUGAAACCUAGGCCUCAUAAUAUUAAGGAUUCCUUCAAUGGGCCUUCAACUUCUGGUUCUAGUAAUUAGAUUUUGUGUUUAGAGAUUUUUGCAGUUGUAUAAUAAUAUAUGAUAUAGGCCUGUUGUGAAUUGUCAUGUUUUAUCAACUGACAUUAUUUUGCAUAUCAAUGCCCAUUUAUAUAUUGGUUAUAAAAUAUACAGUUUGAAAAUAA
This is a messenger RNA of Microcebus murinus (gray mouse lemur), 3462 nucleotides long. It is a transcript of the gene TIGD7, whose product is annotated as tigger transposable element derived 7. The record is from RefSeq and is a predicted model, not a curated record. NCBI's taxonomy places the organism in Eukaryota, Metazoa, Chordata, Mammalia, Primates, Cheirogaleidae. Gene Ontology annotation, molecular function: DNA binding. Gene Ontology annotation, cellular component: nucleus.